Messenger RNA from Rhipicephalus microplus (southern cattle tick), 1791 nucleotides. RefSeq names its product solute carrier family 22 member 16. Lineage: Eukaryota; Metazoa; Arthropoda; Arachnida; Ixodida; Ixodidae. The record is from RefSeq and is a predicted model, not a curated record. Gene Ontology annotation, cellular component: membrane. Gene Ontology annotation, biological process: transmembrane transport. Gene Ontology annotation, molecular function: transmembrane transporter activity.
AUGAGCUUGCCGAGCACCAACCGAGCAAUCGCAGCACCGGCACAGAGGCCUGCGGAUGACGCAAGCCGGGUGCCCAUGUUGCCCUCUCAGUCUAACGUCGUCAACAGUGCUGCUCCGUCGCGAUCAACGUCCGACGCAGCGAGACCCACCGGUGCCUUCCUGCUCGCAGGGUUUGUGGACAAAAAUAACUGGGACGCCAUACAAGAGAAUACGUACGUCGUCUUGGGCCACGGACCGUACCAGCGCCGAGUUCUGAUGUGUGGGAUUCUUGCCUUGGCUGUGCUGCUUUUCCAGUACCUUGCGUACAGACUUACCGGAAGGAAGGUUGGUCACUGGUGCAAGGCCCCCGACCAGUUGGCCUCUGUACCAGCCGACAUCUGGAAGAACCUCUCCAUACCCGUUGAAGUUGACGGCAGCUACAGUAACUGCACAAUUUACGACCCGCCUGAACCGGUAAGCCAAGAAGAAAACAGGACCGCCAUUAAUUGCCACGAGUGGAGCUACGACAUCGCGAACAAGGCAGACAGCAUCGUGAGUCGUUUCGACCUAGUUUGCGACCGAGAGUACCUCUACGACUUAUCUGAAAUAGUGCCCCUCUUUGGUUCGGGCCUCGUAUCGCCAGCACUCGGCUUGGUGGCAGACCACGUGGGCAGAAGGCCGGUAAUGCUUGCAUGCGCGUUCACACAGCUAUUCGCCACCGUCGCAAACACUUUCUCGGAGACGUACCCGCUCUUCUUGUUCACGCGGUUCCUGAUAUUUGCAGCGACCGACGUCACCUUCAUCGCCACGUUUACUUUGCUCCACGAGGUCACAGGGAACGCGCGUCGCUCGACGUUCACGCUUAUUGACAUCGCCGUGCCACACAUUUUUGUCCCACCUCUUCUGCACGUGAUCUCCAUUGUCAAGCCGCGAUGGAUGCUCGCUAACGCACUCACCAUCGUAACCACGGGCCUGCUGGCGUCCUGGUGCUGGCUAGUGGAGGAAUCUCCCACUUGGCUUGUCGCCACACGCGAUUUGCGCCGGGCCGAGGUCACGGUACUGCUGGCGGCCAGAGAAAAUGGGGUGGACGUCGCGAAGGCCCGGACGACAUUUAAGGCCAUCGAGGGGCAGUUGCGUAGACUGGACACGUGCGCCAUGGCGGAUCCGAUGGAGGCCAUCAUUGAGACGAUGAAACUGCGUCGUAGGGCGGCAUCUGUUCUGCUGGCCAGGUUCGUUAUGGACGCGACCUACAUCAGCCUCAUCAUGAAUGACGUGACCACAGGUAUUCGCUGGGAGGCGGCAUACGUCCUUUCCUCGGUUGUCUGCUACGCCUCGGCGCUCGGUUGCAUGCGCAGCUGCGGGAUCCGAAAGACUCUCUCCGGCGUAAUGGUCAUGGCGAGCACGUUCGCCGUUUUCGAAGCUAUGGUGAUGUCCCGCGGUGAGAAGGUUCUGACGCUCUACGUGCACGCCGGACUGAAAGUGUUCGUCUCCACUGGUUCUGGCGUGACGCUUUGUUACACGGCGGAGACCUUUCCGACGGUCGUGCGGAAUGCCGGCAUCUGCCUAUCACACUUCGCUGGCGGAAUGGGGUGCAUCUUGGGUGCCGUCAUCAUAGGUCUUAGCGGACUGCACGUCUUCUACUUACUGUCCGCCUUCAUGGUGCUGCUUAGCGCCGCGGCAAUCCAAUGGCUUCCGGAAGUGGUCAUAGAGAAAGCGCAGUUGCCUGGCGUAGCCACCGUGCGUGAACGAAAAGCUGCGCUUGUCGCGUCACUGGAGUCCCGUGGUGUAAGGUCAGCCGGUAAAUACCAGUAG